AUGGCUCAUGAAGACUCCAGACUUGGAAACUUUGGUAUUGAGCCAGAAAGUGAUAGUCAUGACAGCCAGUCUGAAGCUGAGGAUGGGAAUGAGGAUGGACUUGGAAACUUUGACAUCAAGCCAGAAAGUGACAGUGAUGACAGUCAGUCCGGAGCUGAGGAUUGGAAUGAGGAUGUCGACAUCACCUAUUUCGAUACCCCACUAGCUGAGUGCUUGUCUAAAGCCGAAGAUGUCCCUUCACAUCUAAUAAACAAGUGUGGUGCAAUACCUGGAAACAAAGUCCAUUAUGGAGGGACCACAAUCAAUGGCACUCCAGCAGAAUGCACCUGA
Messenger RNA from Cantharellus anzutake, 330 nucleotides. RefSeq lists its product as uncharacterized. The record is from RefSeq and is a predicted model, not a curated record. The transcript has a single exon. Lineage: Eukaryota; Fungi; Basidiomycota; Agaricomycetes; Cantharellales; Hydnaceae. The coding region runs from base 1 to 330 and encodes 109 amino acids.